GACCAAGAUGUAAAUACCUUGUCAGUAAAAAGGAGCACGAACGAUCAAGGAAGAAGAGAGCGGCGGAGGAAAAAUGGCGUCGAACGCAGCAGCACCAUUCUGGAGGUCAGCGGGGAUGACUUACAUAACAUACUCAAACCUGUGCGCUAAUCUGGUUAGGAACUGCCUUAAGGAGCCUUACAAGUCCGAAGCCUUGACCCGUGAGAAGGUCCAUUACUCCGUCUCCAAAUGGGUCGAUGGCAAACCUCAAAAACCCACCAUCCGUUCAGAUACUCCUGAAGAAUGAGACCGAGGGUGGAUCUUGGGCUUUGUUUCUUAUAUUAUAUAAUUUUUUUGUACUGCCAUGGCCUUGAAACCAUGUAGUGCUCGUCUCCUGGAGCUUGCAUUAACUAUUAAUCUUCUAAUAACAUAGCGCCUAGAAUUUCGUCCUACGCUUGCUGGAUGAAAAUUGGCAAGUGAUUCCGUUGAUUAGCAAUAAUUUAUGGCUACUAUACUGUGUUAAAAGCCUCUGUCAGAUUUAGAAAUUUUGAGCCUUUGUCGAGCAUGGCAAGUGGUGGUUUUUUCUUUUCACUGAAGUGACUGGCUUAAACUCAUAUCACAUUGCCUAGGCUAAUGCAAAAUGAAGCAUGAUUAUUCUUCU
This is a messenger RNA of Nicotiana attenuata, 640 nucleotides long. RefSeq names its product ATP synthase subunit epsilon, mitochondrial. The record is from RefSeq and is a predicted model, not a curated record. The transcript has 2 exons. Gene Ontology annotation, cellular component: mitochondrial inner membrane. Lineage: Eukaryota; Viridiplantae; Streptophyta; Magnoliopsida; Solanales; Solanaceae. Gene Ontology annotation, biological process: proton motive force-driven mitochondrial ATP synthesis. Gene Ontology annotation, molecular function: proton-transporting ATP synthase activity, rotational mechanism. The coding region runs from base 74 to 286 and encodes 70 amino acids.